AGCUCAAGUGAGUUGAGGAAUAUUGUGGUUGGCUCCAGAAGGCAGGCAUAUAACAGGAGUUCGUGAUUGCUCCGUGGAAAACGUGAGCAGAAAGAGGAAUAUGAACUGAAAGAGCCGCAGUAUAACCUCGUGAAGAAGGAAUAAGCUGGGAUUUUUUUUCACUCAGGAUAUCGUUCUUUCAGACAAUCGUCUGUUUUCGCAGUCAAGAAUAACUUCAGAAGACCACCACCAUGAUGACUGCAUGUGAAAAACUUAAGAAGAAACCACCCAAAGACAGUUUGACACUGCUACCCUGCUUCUAUUUUGUAGAGCUACCCAUUGUGGCAUCCUCCAUGGUUUCACUGUACUUCCUGGAACUGACGGAUGUGCUCCAGCCAGCGCUGGUGGGAUUCCGCUGCCAUGACCGUUCACUCAGCAUGCCCUACGUGGACAGCGGCGAUGAGCUCAUCCCUCUACUCAUGCUCCUGAGUCUGGCAUUUGCUGGCCCUGCUGCCUCUAUCAUGAUGGGUGAAGGUCUGCUGUAUUGUAUGCAGUCCAAACUGAAGGUCCGUCCAGGGAUUGAGGGAAGCAUCAAUGCUGGUGGAUGUAAUUUUAACUCUUUCCUGCGGAGAACUGUCCGUUUUGUUGGUGUUCAUGUGUUUGGGCUUUGUGCAACAGCACUGGUUACUGAUGUCAUCCAGCUAGCCACUGGCUACCACACACCAUUCUUUCUCACAGUGUGCAAACCCAAUUACACUGUCCCAGGUGUAUCCUGUGACAAGAACCCUUACAUCACCAAAGACAUUUGCUCUGGCCAGGAUCAGCAUGCUAUUCUAUCGGCCAGGAAAACCUUCCCUUCCCAGCAUGCAACCCUCUCUUCUUUUGCUGCUGUUUAUAUUUCAAUGUACUUCAACUCAACAAUCUCAGAUAGCACCAAGCUGCUCAAACCCGUUCUGGUGUUUGCCUUUGCCAUUGCGGCUGCAUUGACGGGACUCACUCAGAUUACCCAGUACCGCAGUCACCCCAUCGAUGUGUAUGUUGGGUUCUGUAUUGGCGCUGGUAUUGCUGCGUACCUGGCUUUCCAUGCUGUUGCCAACUUUAAAUCUCCUGAGGACACUGUCAUCCCUCAACCCCCUCCUCUCCAGAAGGAUGCUUUGAGGGCUCUGGCCCAGCGAGGUCAUGACUCUGUCUAUAACAAGGGCCAUGCCUCUGAGAGCAAUGAGGAAAUCACAUUACCAGCAUCUCUAGAUGGGUUGAACCGUCCUGUACAGCGAGAGAAAACCUCGUUGGGAAGCUUAAAGAGGGCCAGUGUGGACGUGGAGCUACUGGCGCCUCGCAGCCCAAUGGGUAAGGAGACCAUGGUAACCUUCAGUAAUACAUUACCCCGUGCUACAGCUCCAGAGGAGCCAACAAGGCGUCUGGUGACAGUACCUGUACCAAUGGACCCCAUGCGGUCACAGCAAUUAGUAUCUGAAUGGAAGCAAAAGUCAAUGGAGAUGCGAGGUGGCAGCUUGCCCGAUGAGGACACCAGCGAGCAGGGCUCAGACGGUGGUGACGACACGACCACAGAGGAGGACAGCGUCCAUUCUUCAAAUUAUUCGUCUGUUCCACAAACUACCAAACCAGCUAACCCACCUGCAGGUGCAAGAGUAGUGAUGCCCCCUCGUCCCCCUGGGCAGCCAGUUCCCCCGCCUGUAUCCCCUAAAAGUGCCAGCACUCGGGCCAAAUGGCUGUCCAUCACUGAGAAAAGUGGUGCUAAUAUUCCAGUUAUAAAGCCAGGAAAUCAGCCUCGGAUCAUGCAGGUCAUUGCCAUGUCAAAGCAACAGGGACUCCUGUCUGGAUCAGCAAAAUCCUCUGAGACUUCGUCCUCCUCUGGUACCUCGUCCAUCACGGGCACAGAAUCAUCACCCAAUCGCUCGGAACGUGACAGCGGUUCAGGCAUCAUCACCGUUGAUGCCCAUGCCCCCCACCACCCUGUAGUUCGUAUGACCUCAAAUCCAAAUAACCCAUGGGAGUGGAGAGGAUCUUGUGAUGGAAACAUGGCAGAGUCAUACGAGCUCAAAAACCUCAACCGUGAGAGUUCCCGGAGUUACCGUCAUAUCAGGAGCAGCUCUCCUUGUUCUUCUGCCAGUGAGGCUGACCACGGGCCGCCCCAGCUCCCUCAACCUCCCCAGCCACCACUUCCCCCUCAACUCCCACCUGUGGGUCAAAUCUCAGAAGGUCGCAGUCUGCGCCGCAAGACCCCUCUAGUUUUGCUGGACAGGGAGGGCAAUCAGAACCACACUGAACAGGAAAACUACUACAGAAAGCUACAAAGCGGCAGGCAUUUCAAAGAGUGACCAUGUGUUAAAACUUUUUUGUCUUUUGGUUUUAAAUUAUUUACUUGAUUCUAUGAGGAAUAUCUGAAUGACCGGAUUCACUACACUUUGAGUCAGUGGAGCUUUCAGGAGAGCUUUCAGGUGAUGCUGCUUCUGACGACUUAAGAGCACAAUGGUUUUGCCCUCUGAGGGUAAACCAAACUAUAAAAAUUCAUCAUAAAAAUUCCUCUCAGCUUUAUUGUAUUUACAUUAUCUUUAUAUUCUCAAAUUCCUACAAGGCAGAUUCGGGUUUAUUUAUAUUGCUGCUCUUUUUGUUCAUACUUGACUUACAUAAACGUGUGACUGAGAUGUCAAGUUGAAUUUAUGUGUAUAUGUGUUUACGCACGAUUGUUUAGUGUAUGUUGUAAAAAAAAAAAUAUAUAUAUUGCCUUGUAACCCUCAUGGUGAAAACCAAGUUAAAGUGUUUUGUUGGCUCUUUAUGAAUGAUAAUUGCUUUGCAAAAGGGUAAUGUCCUUCAUUCUACAUCUGACUAUAAUUGCUGAUGCGUUCUGGACACUUUGCAAAUCUACUGAAAACAUUCUGUGAAAAAGCAGUGGAAAAUAUGGAAGCACUUUGAAUAAGCACUUAUGAAUUACUUCAUCUCUAUGUGUGUUGACAAUUGAAGUGAAAUGGAAUGUCUGUGAGGUAUUCCAAAGGAAUAUAGGACUGAGCUGGACUCUAUAAGGAAAGUAUUUUUUAAAAUUCAUAAUUUACCUUAUAGCCUAAUGGAGUACACAUUGAUUGCAAGUCCCACAUUGUAUGUGUCAUA
Rhinichthys klamathensis goyatoka is the source of this 3105-nucleotide messenger RNA. RefSeq names its product phospholipid phosphatase related 3b (gene plppr3b). The transcript is spliced from 8 exons. The coding region runs from base 231 to 2318 and encodes 695 amino acids. Lineage: Eukaryota; Metazoa; Chordata; Actinopteri; Cypriniformes; Leuciscidae. Gene Ontology annotation, molecular function: phosphatidate phosphatase activity. The record is from RefSeq and is a predicted model, not a curated record. Gene Ontology annotation, biological process: phospholipid dephosphorylation; phospholipid metabolic process; signal transduction.